This is a messenger RNA of Salvelinus fontinalis (brook trout), 1958 nucleotides long. Its product is annotated as beta-crystallin B1-like. Gene Ontology annotation, molecular function: structural constituent of eye lens. The transcript is spliced from 6 exons. The record is from RefSeq and is a predicted model, not a curated record. The coding region runs from base 1034 to 1729 and encodes 231 amino acids. Lineage: Eukaryota; Metazoa; Chordata; Actinopteri; Salmoniformes; Salmonidae. Gene Ontology annotation, biological process: visual perception; lens development in camera-type eye.
UAUUCCGCCUCUCUCUCUCUCGCCAUCACCCUCCUUUACCACACUUCUAGGUGCUUUAUAAUGCUGUGGUACUGUCUGUGUGUUAGCGUCAUGUCUAUGUGAAACAUGUGCGUGCUGUAUGUGUGUGUGAGAUAUGAUGACCUAGUGACAGGUCCUUUACAUGUUCUUUAAUAAUAAUACAUUAUUUUACCUUUAUUUAACUCGGCAAGUCAGUUAAGAACAAAUUCUUAUUUUCAAUGACAGCCUAGGAACAGUGGGUUAACCGCCUUGUUCAGGGGCAAAAGGACAGAUUUUUACCUUGUCAGCUCGGGGAUUCGAUCGUGCAACCUUUCAGUUACUAGUCCAACACUUUAACCACUAGGCUACCCGCCGCUAUCCCAUUAUGAUCAUUCUCAUUUGAAAAAUAUGAAUAGGGAGCAUAACUUUAUUUUAUUGAUUGCUCUCAACUAACCAGAUGAAGAAGAAGAUCACACAAAAAAUCCGUCCGGACAAAACGUACGUGAAUGGAAAUAAAUUGCAAUCCCACCUUUUCUUCAUCAACUUUUCCCACUUCAAAAUAAAAUCUUAUGUCAUUUGAAUCAUAAGUCUUUCUCUUUUCAAAACUAAGCUAAGUGCUGGUGCAGUUUCACCUGUUAGAGUUAGAGAAAGAUACAGAGAGAGAUUGUGUGUGUGUGUGUUAACUCCUUACACCCUCCAGGUCUAUGCAUUCCUGUGCACUAUAUGCUACUGUAGCUUACAGGCUCAGCGCACUAACAGAGGGGGAAAGUGCCAAUGUCAGGGCUUUCCAUUGACAGUAAAGUGCUUACAGGCAGCACGGGGGGGCAGAUGGGGGUUCUGGUUGUUGCGAUGGCCCAGGGGGCUUUGGUCCAGAACAACUCUGAUGACGCUGGUGUUUCUAUUGUCCACCGAGCCCUUGCGUUCAGCCUUUGCCAGGGUAUAAAAGCUAGGGUUCUGCGCUGAGAUGGCCAGCACGAUCCAGCCUACCCCACACGGCACAGCAAGCUGUACACGCAGAAUCUCCUGAUCCCUCACCAUGUCUCAGACCGCCAAGUCCGCCUCCAGCCAGGGCACUGAUGUCAAGGACAAGGGAGCCCCUGCCCCCGCUGCCACUAGCAAAGCCACUAAGACCGGAGAACCCAGCGUCGGAAACUUCCGAAUCAUGCUGUUCGACCAGGAGAACUUCCAGGGCAGAAUGAUGGAGAUCCAGAACGAGUGCAUGAACGUGUGUGAACGCGGCAUGGACAGAGUGCGCAGUAUCAUCGUUGAGUGCGGCCCCUUUGUUGCCUUUGAGCAGACUAACUUCCGUGGGGAGAUGUUUAUCCUGGAGAAGGGAGAGUACCCUCGCUGGGAUACCUGGAGCAACUCUUACCGUAGCGACUGCCUCAUGUCCCUCAGGCCCAUCCGCAUGGACAGCCUGGAGCACAAGAUCUGUCUGUUUGAGCUCUCCGACUUCAAGGGCAAUAAGAUGGAGAUCCAGGAGGAUGACGUGCCCACCCUCUGGGCGCACGGCUUCACCGACAGAGUGGGCAGCGUGAGGGUACCCGGUGGAGUGUGGGUGGGUUACCAGUACCCCGGAUACAGAGGCUACCAGUACCUAUUUGAGUGUGGUGACUACAGACACUACAACGAGUUCUGUGCCUUCCAGCCUCAGAUCCAGUCCAUGCGUCGCGUCAGGGACAUGCAGUUCCACCAGCGUGGUUGCUUCAACCUCACCUCCGCCAGCAAGUGAGCGACCUCUGGUGGAUGCACUUUGUAACUGCAGCCAUCCAGCCCUCCCUCGCUCGCUCAACCCGCGCAUCGGGCGCUUUUUAUUUCUCCAAUCCUAUUCCUUCUUUCCUUCCCUCCACCCACCUUCACCCUCCAUCCUAAAGGGAUGGAACGGCAGCAUCGUACCGACCGGAACAACCUAAAUGACUUUUUAUGAUGCCAAAUAAUAAACAUGUUUUGAAAAACUUGAA